This is a messenger RNA of Salpingoeca rosetta, 1433 nucleotides long. RefSeq lists its product as uncharacterized. The record is from RefSeq and is a predicted model, not a curated record. Bases 131 to 1234 code for a protein of 367 amino acids. The transcript is spliced from 11 exons. NCBI's taxonomy places the organism in Eukaryota, Choanoflagellata, Craspedida, Salpingoecidae.
GGUUGCCGUCCGACAGCACAAAAUCAAGGCGACCACAACCACAACAAAAAACCAAAAACAAGCCAAGCUGCACGCCAUCCAUCGCCAACACACUCCACCCCUCACGACCUGCACAGGUCAACAGCGAACCAUGUUUCCCCGCCGCGACGUGUACGGCACGACACAGCUGCACAAGCCGUUUCGUGCACACGAGCCAGACCCACGCACCAUCGAGGCGGUGCACCAGGUUCCACGCGAGUCAAACGUUCGCUUGACAGCCUCAUCGAAAGUCUUUGAGGGGAAAGGCAACCUGCAAGGACACAACCCCCACAAAAUCACAGCGAGCCAGCCCUACUCAGCAAAGUCCCCGCGCAAGCGCCGCCAGCUGCCACCGACGCCAUCGACUGAGGCGCUGUCCAGCCGCAUCCACACCCACAAGGUCCCCGUGUACGACAAGAAGGGCCCCAUCGCCAAUUCCACCACACACACCAGCACCUUCGAGGCGCCAAGAGUGUUGCCGCACGUCGAGAUCAGCGACCGCACCAUCCGGCCUCUCUCCCAAAACGUCCAGCGCUCCUCCUUCAGAGACGACCCCGUUGAGCGGUCCGGUGAUACGCAGGGAAGGUGGAACACCGACCACGGUUACAGCGAACGCGACAACAUUGGCCAGCUCCCACUGACGGUCGUUGGUGAGGACAGCGAGCAGAUCAGCGCGUGGCGGCGGUCGCAGGAUCUGAUCAAGAGUCUCCGCGUCUCGGACGCAAAGGCCGAGGACCCAUGGUGGACACCUCGCUCAACGCAGCCCGAGAGCCGCCACGAUCGCGCCACAACAGAGACAGACGACCUCCCCGAUGUGUUUGUUCGGCUGACCGACCACAAGCGGUACAACGGGACACACAAGCACCGCUUUUCGCAGGACGGCGUUGGGCUCGGGCUUGAGGGGCGGCGGGAGGAUGACCACCAUCGCCACGUGCUCGCUGGCGAAGCGAAGAUCACACGCGACCUUGAUGUGGAAAUGGACGCACCGAACAAGCCAACACUGCCAUGGGAAACCCCAAAGACAAGUCGGCCCGUCAGUCGCUCCAGCACGAGCCGCAGCCGCAGCCCUUCGAAGGAAUCUGUCUUUGAACGCCUCUCAAAGCCAACAAAACGCAAGCAGGACCUCCCUGAUGGCGACUAUGAGAUCAAGAUGAAGGUGAUGAACGACUUUGGUGUGAACAAAGACCUCGUUGCCAAGUGGCAGGCGGCAGUCUAGACGCAAACAACAACAACAACAAUUGCAUAGAAGCACGCUUUUUUUUUUUGGCUGCACAAGCAAGCUCGCAUUAUGUGGUUUGUCACCCUUUCUCUCUCCUUCUCUCUGUGUGCUUGUGUCUUGAUCAAAGUCAAGUCUGUGGUUGAGAGGUUGCUUUUUGUUUGUUAAACUUAACCAAAUACAAUGAGCAGCAGCACCA